Musa acuminata AAA Group (dessert banana) is the source of this 959-nucleotide messenger RNA. RefSeq lists its product as uncharacterized. Bases 143 to 790 code for a protein of 215 amino acids. The record is from RefSeq and is a predicted model, not a curated record. The transcript has a single exon. Lineage: Eukaryota; Viridiplantae; Streptophyta; Magnoliopsida; Zingiberales; Musaceae.
UCAAGCCUUGGUCCUCUCUCCUCUCAUCUAACCUCUCUCUCUCUCUCUCUCUCUCUCUCUCUCUCUCUCUCUCUCUCUCUCUGUGUUUCCUAGAAAACCAUCCAAAGAAAAGGUGAAGGUGUGAGCAGGUGACAUUGUGUAAAUGGAGUCCGCAAGCGCAGCCAAGAGGCUGUGGCGCAUAGUGAGGGUUGUGGUCUACAUGAUCCAGAAAGGGCUCUCCAAGGACAAGCUCAUGAUGGAUCUCAACCUCCUCCUCAAGCGCGGCAAGAUCGCCGGAAAAGCCCUCGGCAACCUCGUCACCUUCCACCACCACCACCACCGUCAUGGCGCAUCCUCCAUGUACUCGGGCUUCUCUUGCCGGUCCAUGGACCCCAACCGCUCCUUCUACAACCCCAAGGAGGUGGAGUUCAGCUGUAGCAACACUCCCUUGUAUAAGCGAAAGAACCGCCACAGCCGCUUCGACUACGACUACGACUACGACUACGACGCGGUGGCGAAGGCAUUCGAGAUACUGAACUCGGAGGCGUCCGACGCUGAGUCGGUCAUGGCAUCGCCAUCGCCAGCCCCGAUGAGCUGGAGCUUCGUGAAGAGCCCGGCGGGGGUGCGACAACUAAGGAUCACGGACUCGCCAUUCCCAUUGGCGGAGGACGAUGAGGUGGACAGCCACAUCGACCAGGAGGCGGAAGAGUUCAUCAAGAGGUUCCACGAGCAGCUUCGUCUUCAGCAGAGGAUUCCGCUGACACCGGAAUACAAGCACCACCGCCGUGAACCGCUGAUGGGACGAGCCUGAGACGACCUUCUUCUCACUGCGAUGCUUCUCUGUGAACGAGUAGAAUGUGAAUAAUCUAUGUUGCUUACAGCAGCUUCAGUUUCGGUGAACGCUUUCAUCAUCAGUCUGCUUCAGCUACGGAUUCAUUUUUGCUCUUCUUCUUGUGGCAACGAAGCACGCAUUGAUUGCA